AUGGCGGAUGAGCCCAUGCUCAGUUUGUUUGACACGGAUUCCACCAGUUUUCUGGACGAGCUAGCCGACGUGGGUGACCCACUGGGAAGUCUGCCAGUCAGUAUGUCUGGCUCCAAUCCAGGGAUGAUGCAAGGAGGGAUGGGCAGUAUGUCGGGGAUGUACCCUCCGCAGAUAAGUAAUGGUCAGUAUGGCCAGUCCACUCCUCCCCAGCAGCAGCCUCAGCAGACUAUGAACCCCUUUGACAGUGGCUACAGCCAGUACGACAGCAUGCGCAUGCGCCAAAUGAGCGGGGGGAACCCAGGCAUGCCUCAGGUACCUGGUCAGACCCCAGGUGUGCCUGGCCAGACCCCAGCAGGCAUGAUGUCCCCAAAUGCUCAACAACAGUAUGGCAGUCCACCCCCUGGGAGCCCCAGGGUGCAGCGUGGGCCAGGCCAGUAUCCUGGGUACCCUAGCAUGGCCAACGGACCCCGCAUGCCGCAUCCCCAGGCCCAGCAACACAUGAGUCCGGCGGGGAUGGGGAUGUGGAAUCAGGGACAGCAGGGUGCAGGGGAGGGUCGACCCCCCUACAUGACCUCUCAGCAGUCACAGCAGCAGCAAGCUUCGUAUACACAGAUGCCUUCUUAUCUCUCUCAGCAGCAGCAGCAACAUGAUUAUGCCAUGGCGACGGCCAAUCAACCAACACCACAACAACAGCAGAGAUUGUCUCACUUUCCCGAGCAAGCUAGUCCAAACAAUCAGGGGAAUUCAGGGUACAUGCAACCAAUGAGUAGUUCAGGUCUCGGUUCUCCGCCCGCGGGAUCUCGCCUCAGUCACAUGGGACCCAUGGGCGGGCAGGGGAGCAUGCCUCCUGGCAUGAACCACAUGCCAGGGAACGAUGAACAGUCUCAGUAUGCAAGGUGCAAUGGGAAGGAUGUAUUCAGGGGGAAAUCAGAUGAGGCCCCCUGGUUACCCUGGUAA
Lingula anatina is the source of this 957-nucleotide messenger RNA. Its product is annotated as calcium-binding protein P-like. Lineage: Eukaryota; Metazoa; Brachiopoda; Lingulata; Lingulida; Lingulidae. The record is from RefSeq and is a predicted model, not a curated record.